AAAAAUCGUGUCCGUCAUGUUUGGACAUUUAUCGUUCCGUUUAUGACAUGCUGCACAGCGUUCCAGUUAUUCGUUCCAAUUCUGCGAUGCAUAUUGUAAUGGAAUCUGGCGAAUAAAUGGAAUAGCGCACGGAAGAGCUAGGAGACUGAUAGGGAAGAGACUCGAUUUAUCGUCGUCGAUUCCAUCACGAUUUCUGUAAACGUGAUUUGGAGGAAGAUGUUACCAGAGCACGCGACGCUGCGACUUAUUCUUGUCAUCAUAGUAACCGCUCCCGGUGUAAAAUCACAGAGCAGAGCCCGUACUUGCGUUUCGCAUCGUUCUUCUCGUUUCUCAUUCAUUUCUGUCUGUGUAAAAAUUAUUUAACGAAGAUGCGAGAUAAAGUUUACGGUACCGACUCGAGGUCGAAGAACAUCCGCAAGAAGAGUCUAUUCGAAGAAUAUGCUAAGAUGUUUCGCAUCCUAUUGGCAACUUGGAUCCAAGGUGCUCGGUUCAAGAAUGAUAAAAUAAACGAGGACGAAGACGAUUUAAUAUUACCGAGCAACGAAGAGUGGCGUUUUCGAGCGUACUAUCGGUUGGUCGAGUUGCAAAGAGAAGAGGAUAGUCUCGCUAACAAAAGAGUCGACGAGGAAGCUAAGCUGGAAACGGAGACGGAAGCGAAGUCGAAGGUGGAAGAGCAAAAGGCCGAUUGGGAAUGGGAGCCUAGAGGACAAGACUACAGCUUGAGGGCUAAGCCCACGAACCAUCGAAACGAGGAGUCCAAGGAAGGAUCGUUGACCAGCGUGAUCGGUGUCGGUGGUUCGAUGACCGAAGCGUACAUCCAACCGGGUUGGCGUGCCAACGAUAUCUUGUUGGCUGCAAAAGUACUCCAGAGAGCUCCUUCUCCACGGUAUUCAGAUGAAGCUGAGAUGCGUCGAGUGUUUGGGCUCGUCUACGACGUUCUCAGAUACAAAAAGGUGUUCUCUCGUGCCUUGGAGGAUGUGGGAUUCUGGCGACGCUAUAGCAGGAUUAAGGACCAAGAGAAGAUCGUUUGGUUGUUACUUUAUGAUAUGCAAGGAAGGAAAUUCUUAAAACCGAGGUCUGAGAUUGCAGCUCGCGAAGAACGCGAGAAAAUGUUCAAAGCGGCAGGAUUGAAGGAUAUCGAGAACUCCCUCCUCGAGGUGAAAACGCACCUCGCCGCCAGUAUCUCACGUUUACGUAUCCGCGGCUCGGCCCUGAACCUCGACGAGCUGCUACCGACUCCUCUGCGAGUCAUCGAAGGUGUCACUUGGGGCGAACCGUCCGCGAUUGCUUCCGGAUGGAUAAACACCGAGAAGCUUCGUGGCAAGGAAAAGUUUCACAAGGAGAUGUCGAGAUUGAAUUUGAUCUACUGCGAGGGCGGCGAAGCGACGGAGCUCGGGGAGACGGAGUACGCGUUUGACCCCAUUUGCCCGAAAGUGGUGAACUUGCAUGGGAAUGCACGAGAGACUCUGGCUGUUUCCAAUCUCGUUCGCCAGCACCGUUUCGUGUUCUUAGAAAGAUCGUUGUGUUUGGGCGCGGCAGCGUUGGCACAGGCGAUCCGCGUGGGUCGCAUCCGUGGCCCGAUCAUCUUGACUCAUUCUCUGGCGCCACGACACACCGGAUAUCUGGCUGAACUCUUAGCCGACAUCGAGCACGCCGGAAAGCUGUUGGCGUUCGGAGCCGGUGAUCGUUGCUGCGAGUACGAGACUUACCUGAAAGACUUGGGAGUCACGUUGCAACGGUGUCGCGUAUUUCCUGAAAAAUACGUAUCGUAUCCGGUGAACAGCGAAUUGGAGAGAGCUACGGUAGUAUUGGCCGCGCCGUCGUGUAGCUACACGGGUGUACGAGAUAUCGUCGACCUGGCGGUGGCUCGCGGAGGGGACAUCGACCUCUUGGAAUCGUUGACAAAUGCUUACGGCGACGGGAACGAAAAUUACAACGAUCAGGAACAGUGGCGAAAUUUUUUAACGGAUCAGAUGUCCACUUUGAGAUACGCCCUGACCAGACCCAACGUGCAGUUCGUCAUAUACGAGGUGCAUACGAUUUCACCUUCGGAGACGACGGACAUGGUCCGAACGGUAGUAGAUUCCGUGAACCAGAUGGCUAUGGAGAAACAUCGCGAGCAUCCGAGGAAGCUUCCAAAAGAAUCGAAGUCGACGAAAUGGGACGAAGAGCUGCGAGAAGAUUCUGCCUUGUCGCUUUCUAACAUUUCUGUUCCUGACAGUGACCUCUUCGAGGUGGGCAGCAUUGACGAUAUCUACGGGGAGAAUACUGGUCAUAUGAUGGAUCCAGGAUGCUUUCUAACGGUGAUAAAACGAAAGGAGAUGAUGCAAUUCGAUUCGUUGUUUAUGAUCAAAGUAGCAGAAUCGAAGGGAUUGUUCGGGUGUCCCAAAGUUGAGAAGCUGUCGAAGCACGAGUCGAUCUACGAACGAUCGCCCAGGAAAACUGUACAGACAAGCGCGAGGAAACACUCGAAGCGUGUCAAGAUCGAGAUCGAUCGACUUAUGACUCACACUUAUUCCUCCUUGUCAAGGAGUACUCAGGAGAAUCCAAUUUGUCCCCGGCACGAGCGAUGCGCCAGUUGGGGAGAAACCGCGUUUCAGGUACAGGAAGGAGACGCGCUCGUCACCACGUUGCGAAAGCAAAAAGAAAGCGUGAACCGUUUGAGUACUCCUGCUCGCGGGAACUCGUUACGACAGAAGAAAUUACGAACGAUACGUUCGAUAUUUUCUCCACCGUCGUCGCAAUUCGACGCGCCCGUCUCGCAGACCACGUUGAAACGAGAGAAAACCUCGUCCAUGCUGUCCAGCUUACUCAGCUUCGAACCUCUGUCAUGUCAGGAUUGGAAUGACGGUAUUUCCUCGAGUACGAUUUUGACGUCGCCGAUCUUGGCCAGGGCGCUACGUCCCGUCCCCUUAGACAACAUCGACGUCUCCGAUCACGAGGAAGAGAAGGUUCAGAUGCGACCGAGAAUGAGGCAACAAUGCUGGACAACGCGAGUGUCCCGGCUGUUGCAUCCAGCUGGCUCUCCGUCGAACGUACUCGACACGCUCCUCGACAUCGCUUAAAAUUUCUACCGCCUUUCAACAACUCUCGAUCUUUUGGAGAAAUGAAAAUUUCUACGAGGAGAAGAUCACGUUCGAAGUA
Ceratina calcarata is the source of this 3144-nucleotide messenger RNA. RefSeq lists its product as uncharacterized. The record is from RefSeq and is a predicted model, not a curated record. Bases 369 to 3065 code for a protein of 898 amino acids. Lineage: Eukaryota; Metazoa; Arthropoda; Insecta; Hymenoptera; Apidae. The transcript has 13 exons.